Cladocopium goreaui is the source of this 1083-nucleotide messenger RNA. NCBI's taxonomy places the organism in Eukaryota, Dinophyceae, Suessiales, Symbiodiniaceae. The record is from the annotation of a GenBank genome assembly.
AUGGCUGAUAGGGGUUGCAAGGCCAUGCGCAUGUGGGACUUUUCGGACCUUCCCGAAAAUUCCGCCGGAGAUCUCUUUCGGUUGCUUCCCUUCGAGGGCUAUGAAGGGGUGCUGUCGUUUCUUCCAGUGGACCGGCUAGCCAUAGCUACCCGGGUCUCAAAGGGAUGGCAGUACGCAGUGGGCUGCAGAGCUGAGAAUGAAUAUGACUAUUCCAUCACCUGCAGCACCAAAGACCAGUUUAAGAAUUUCCUGCGAUCGUUUCCGAGAUUGGGUGUCUCCGCAAUCCGCUGCGAUAUCUCGAAAAUGACCGACAUCAAUUCAACCGAGUUUAUUGCCUUUACCGGUUUUACAAAGAAGGAUUUGGGGAUCUCACAUGUGACAUGGAGGUGCGAGCACUUCUAUCAAUAUCACUCCAUCUUUCUUCGCGACCUCUUCCCUUUCCUCAAGUCUUUAAAAAUUGAAUACGUGCAUCAUCCUAUAGACACCGUCAAGGUGUUGCUACCUGAGCUGAGGCGUUUGUCAGUGGUGAACUCAGGCCGCCGAAGUGGAAAGUUAGUGGGUGGCGUUUGCUGGACUGGCCAGGGCUUGCCGCGGCACUUGAAGUCGUUGCAUUUGGAGGGUGUCAAGUUUCUGAUGCACGGAGCCGUGGCUGGAGGCGACAUCUUCUGGACCUUUCUCCAGCAGGUUGAAUUCUCGGAUUUUCUCCUUGACGUUGACCAGCCCUGGUGGGAGAAAUGGGGUACGAGCUUUGAGCGAGGCAUCCUGGACUGGGUCAGAUCUCGGCCCAACCUCCUGCGAUUUCGCAUGAAACGUCUGAAGAGAGAUCUCCAUGAACAGAUUCAGCAGCUGUUGCGGGAGCGGCUGGAGCAACGUGCUGCACUUGAUGCAAGGCGACGGCGCCUGGAGGAAGAAACAGAUGAUGCGGAUGUACUCGGGCUCUUUGGAUCAUCAGACGAAGAGGAUUUCGUCAACGUACCCAACUUGUUUGGAUCCGACCCAGGCUCUCCGCUUCAAGAUGACUUACCAGUGUCUCCGAACUCUCCAGAGGACUCGGCAAACCUCUUCGGAAGUGAUGAUGACUAG